Messenger RNA from Mesorhabditis spiculigera, 1158 nucleotides. The record is from the annotation of a GenBank genome assembly. NCBI's taxonomy places the organism in Eukaryota, Metazoa, Nematoda, Chromadorea, Rhabditida, Rhabditidae.
AUGACGUUGACUACGGAAGAGUUGGAGGCCUGCCAACGAACGAUUGGGCUCGCGAAGGCGGAAGGGCACCCCUAUGUCCAGCAUCUAUUUAACGUACAUCGCUGGGUGACGGCUUAUGAGGGGGAUGAAGCGGCGGCCGCGGAGGUGCUACGCCGUCAUUUGAACCUCCGCGAAGUGAUGGGAUGGGAUGGGUGGCCGGAGGAGACGGUUGGAUUUGACGAACGCGUCGAUCAGUACGCUCCACUGUCGAUUUUAGGGCAGAAUCGGGAUGACGAUAAUAAGGUUGUUCUCUUCGAACAAAGCGGAAAGAUUGAUAUUCACGGGCUAAUCGACAACGUGAAGGUAACCUCCUUCAUGCGUGCCAAAUUUCGCUUGAUGGAAAGAAUUCACCGGCGAGUCAUCGAAAUGGAGAAAGCCACCGGACGUCAAUCCGGCGGCCUGCUAGUCAUGGACCUUGAGGGGCUUGAAUUCAAACCGGCACUGCUCUCCUUGCUGGCAGGUCCCUAUCGGAUAAUGUGGGGCACACUCUUUGAGCAGUACCCUCAGCUGAUUCGCCAUAUCGUCAUCGUCCGGGCUCCGAAAUUUGUGAACCUGCUAUAUUCGACGUGUAUCCCGUUUAUUCCGAAUGACUACAGGUCCCGCAUGGAAAUCUGCUCCUCAUCCGACCCCUCAUCCACUCUUCUAAAGCAUAUCAGCUCCACGACACUACCAAAAGAAUAUGGAGGUGAAGCCAGGGACGGCGCCGACAACUUUGAACUCGUUGAGAUUCCGGCCCCAGCCCAUCCAUUCCCAACCUCGAAAAACGAGGACAUCGAGCUGGACACAGUCUCAAUUUCCGCUGGCAGCACACUCAUCAAAAAAUACAAAUGGGAGGCCGGCACGAGCCUGCGAUUCCAGAUGCGGCACUCGCAAGAGUUCCAGUUUUUCGUGUACUAUUCGCCGGUGGAAACGAAAGAGAGGGCCGAUUGGCAGGAGAUCUACGCUGGGUGUGAGAGACCGGCGCUGCGAUUGAUCGACGAUUGGCACUGGGUAGCGCCGAAAAGCGGCUUCUAUUUCCUGAGCUUUGGCAACGAGAAAGCAUGGUUCUUCUCAAUUAAUGUGCACUAUCGCAUCUCGCGCCUACAAGAUGGAGCCGAGGUUCCGGAGAAAGCGAUUGAA